Messenger RNA from Lucilia cuprina (Australian sheep blowfly), 2032 nucleotides. RefSeq names its product SEC14-like protein 2. The coding region runs from base 275 to 1507 and encodes 410 amino acids. Gene Ontology annotation, cellular component: cytoplasm. NCBI's taxonomy places the organism in Eukaryota, Metazoa, Arthropoda, Insecta, Diptera, Calliphoridae. The transcript is spliced from 8 exons. The record is from RefSeq and is a predicted model, not a curated record.
GUAGUCUGACACAACCAGUUGUUUUGGAAACGCGCAAGUUAUAACAACGUUUGGUCUAAACGUAUCUCUACUAAAAAGAUUUUAUUCGAUUCGUUUUUUCGACAGUGUGGAAUAUUUCAAAUACAAAAGAAAAACAAACAAAAGUAUAAGAAAAAAAAUUACAGUGAAACAAAAUUAGGUACUUAAUUAUUUAUUUAACAUUAAAUCAAGGCGUCAAUUAAUUAAAAUAAAAUAUACUACAACAAUUAAGAAAUCUAAAAACAACUAAAGAAAAAUGUCUAAUCAACCAGAAAUUACCGAAAGCCAAAAACAAAUUCUUGCAACUUUUCGUGAGAAUGUCAAGGAUGUGUUAAAUGAAACCCACGAUGACUACUUCUUAAUGCGUUGGCUUAGAGCUAGAAAAUGGAAUCCAGAAAAUGCAGAGAAAAUGUUACGUGCUAGUCUUAAAACGCGUGCCAUGUGGAAUGUUGACAGUUUAGAGAAAUGGGAAGCACCUAAGGCCUUAAAAGAGUAUUUACCCUAUGGUAUGGUGGGUUUUGAUAAUGAAGGUUCACCCGUUAUUGUAUGUCCUUUUUACAAUUUGGACAUUUAUGGCAUGUUGCACUGUGUCACCCGUUUUGAUUUUCAACGUUAUGUGGUCAUGCUGCUGGAACGUUUUAUGAAGGCCGGUUAUGAGCAAAGUAAAAUACAUGGUCCUAAGGCACGUCAGCUGGUGGUGUAUUUUGAUGUGGCCGAUUUUAAUUUAAAACAAUAUGCCUGGCGUCCAGCUACCGAGUUGAUUAUAUCCAUGAUUAAACAAUAUGAACAAAAUUAUCCAGAAAUUUUGAAAAUGUGCUACAUAGUCAAUGCACCAAAAUUGUUUUCUGUUGGUUUCAAUUUUAUUAAGAAAUUUUUAGACGAAUACACCAUGAGCAAAAUCAAUAUUUAUAAAUCUGGCAGCGAUAAAUGGAAGGAUGGUUUAUUUAGUCAUGUUGAUCCCAAUAUUUUCCCCAAAUGUUUUGGUGGCAAAUUUGUAGAAAAUGGCGAUGAAAGAUGUCCUAACAUGAUUGUUUGGGCUGGCAAAAUUCCCAAAGAUUUGUAUGUGGAACAGAAAGAGGAAUUCGACAGCAAUAAAAACUUUAUAGAGACCGUAGUUAACAAGGGUAAUAAAUUGAAGCUGGAAUUCGAUGUGGGCGAAAAGAAGCCCGGCGAGGAAGAUCAAAUUUUAUCUUGGGAAUUCCGCACCAUCGAUUAUGAUAUUAAAUUUGGCAUCUAUAGUGUGGAUAAGAUUACGGGAGAAAAACAAAGUGAAGUGCAUUUGGGUACUGUUUCCUCUAAUGAAAUGGAUGAAGUAGGCUUCUUUUUCACACGCCCCAAUACCAAAUACACUGUAGUAUUUGACAAUUCCGGCAGUUAUUUGCGCAGCAAAAAGUUGCGCUAUUGGGUGUCUUUGAUCUCGGAAAAUGAUGACAUUACCGAGUUGCCUUCUCAACAGGGACAAACAGAACUGGUGGCUGCCGACAAAUAAACUUUAGUUGUAGAAUAUUUAAAGUACUGGAAAACUAUUUUUUUUCAUUUACCUCUUAGGUUGGAUAAGCUAGUAAGCCAAAAGCUUUUUUCUUAGAUAUUUAAUUAACAAAUUUAAUCAUGACAACACAAAAAAAGAAGACAUUCCAAACGGGUCAUAAAGUUUAAGUUAUAUAACUUAGUUAGGAAUUUUGUAAAGGACGUAGAAGAAAUGAACAAUUUUUGUAUAUAAAACAAUAACCAAACAACUUUGUACUUAGAAUUUCUUUUGUAAUAUUUUUCCGCGUUGUGGGAAUUCAUGUUUGUUUUUAUUUUUAAUAAUUGUGAUACUAUUUCAAAGUUUUUUUUUUUUUUUUUGUUUUUUAAAUAAUUAAGUAUAUUUUAUUAGUUUUGUUCUUAAAUUGUUUGUUUUUUAUCUUUCUUAUUUUUUUCCUCUUGUAAAUACAAUACUUAUAAAUUAAUGUGAUUAUAUUUAAGUAAAUAAUUUUUUUUUUGUUUAAUAAAAUAUGAUUUUUUCAGUUUUAUC